Molecule: messenger RNA, 1464 nt
Organism: Colletotrichum acutatum
Lineage: Eukaryota; Fungi; Ascomycota; Sordariomycetes; Glomerellales; Glomerellaceae
Product: carboxylesterase-like protein
Exons: 4
Coding region: 1-1464 (487 amino acids)
Source: RefSeq, a predicted model, not a curated record
AUGUCCAUCGUUAGUGAAAGCAAGUUGGGAGUCGACUAUGUCACGGUCAACUCAACCUUCGGCCCCGUCAAAGGAUUCAUCAACAGAGACUACCCAAACGUCGCCCAAUUCCUCGGCAUACCCUUCGCCGAACCGCCGAUAGGGCCGCGCCGGUGGUUACCGCCAACGCCGAAGGCUCCGGUCGACAGCAUUGAUGCCACGAAGUUUGGAUACUCGUGCCCUCAACAGCUUGGAGGCAGGCCAUCAGUCUAUAACACGGAUGUGACUGAACACCAGAUCCGAGACGAGACUUCCGAGGAUUGUCUCUCUCUUUGCAUUUGGGCACCCAAAGAUGCGGUCAAGGAGGGAUCUAAGACGAAACUCCCUGUCAUAGUCUUCAUCACGGGUGGCGCGUUUCUCGUCGGCGGCUCUACGAUUCCUUAUCAGAAUCCAACGCCCUGGAUCGAGAACAGCAAACGCCACAUUGUUGUCAGCAUUAAUUAUCGCCUGAACGUCUUCGGCUUUCCCAACGCCGCAGGACUCAGCCCUAAUGAACGCAAUCUAGGAUUUCUAGACCAGCGGCUCGGGCUGGAAUGGGUACACCAGCACAUCGCCUCCUUCGGCGGUGAUCCAGCGCGAAUGACGCAUUUCGGACAAUCAGCAGGCGCCCGCAGCAUCGACUGCCACGCGUUCCUCCACCCGGACAAACCCCUGGUGCGAAACCUCAUUCUCCAUUCCGGGUGUGCACUCCCUCCGCUCCCAGUGGGCGACCCAGAAUGUACACACUUCAGCGCUCUCGCCAAGGCACUCGGUUUCCCGGGCGGUGAUGCCGCGGCAGAGCUGGAGUUUAUGGGACAACAACCUCCGCAAGUGCUACUCGAGGCUAUUCAGCAUCACUGGGCUACUGAGGAGAGGCCUUUUCUGAGCUUUCGGCCUGUAGUAGACAACUUUACUAUGUUCGAUGAUUAUGAAGACAGAGCCAAGGCAGGAAACUUCAGUAAACUGCCGGCGAUUUGUGGAACCAUGAACGACGAAGGGAAUUCGGUAGCUGUGUAUCAUCCCGACGGGGCUGAUCCUUUUUGGGCGGAAAAUAUUACAAAAAACUACUUCUUGGGACCUAUGGUGGCCAUGGCGCGAACACGCUCAGCUCAUGCUCCCACGUUCCGCUUCUUGCUCAAAGACUUUGCACCUACUGGUACCAGCUCAUUCUCCAAUAUUAGUCCGCGACCAUGGCUGCGAGCCUACCACAGCUCAGACAUGCCUUUGAUCUUCGGAACACACGACUGGGCUCGUGGCCCCUCUACGCCGUUGGAAGAGAAGGUCGCGCGUGCAUGGCAAGAUCUGUAUGUUACUUUUGCUGAAGAUGGGCCGGAUGGGUUGCGGAGAAUGGGAUGGAGUGACAUGAGUGAAGGUGUGGGAAUCGUGCUAGGUGGUGGUGAGAAGGGUUGGGAGAUUGUCAGCCUGGAAGAGGUUGACAACAUGUGA